AUGGCUCGCUCAGGCAGGGCCAUGUGUCAGAAUACCGAAUGUAAGCACAAUGGUCUCAAAAUCGAAAAGGGUGAGCUCCGCUUGGGUACCCUGGUUACCAUCAAAGAUCAGACAACGUGGAAAUGGAAGCAUUGGGGAUGCGUGACACCUUUGCAAAUCAAGAACCUCCAAGACCAAGUUGGACCUUUAGCGGAUCUCGACCUCGAUACUGAUCUUCCUGCCAUCAUUGAUGGGUAUGAUGAGAUAACAGUUGAAGCACAAGAGAAAAUCAAGUUCUCCCUUGAGCAUGGUCACGUCCCUGAUGAGGAUUGGAAGGGUGUGAGUCAAAGCCGUCGGUAG
Exophiala aquamarina CBS 119918 is the source of this 339-nucleotide messenger RNA. RefSeq lists its product as uncharacterized. The coding region runs from base 1 to 339 and encodes 112 amino acids. The record is from RefSeq and is a predicted model, not a curated record. NCBI's taxonomy places the organism in Eukaryota, Fungi, Ascomycota, Eurotiomycetes, Chaetothyriales, Herpotrichiellaceae. The transcript has 2 exons. Gene Ontology annotation, molecular function: DNA binding; zinc ion binding.